Messenger RNA from Trichomonas vaginalis G3, 1050 nucleotides. RefSeq lists its product as uncharacterized. The transcript has a single exon. The record is from RefSeq and is a predicted model, not a curated record. Bases 1 to 1050 code for a protein of 349 amino acids. NCBI's taxonomy places the organism in Eukaryota, Parabasalia, Trichomonadida, Trichomonadidae.
AUGAAAAUGAAGCAAUCAUUGAUACUACUCUUCUAUUCAGGUCCAAGCCUUGAUACAUGGACACUUUUUUAUGAGAAUGAAGUUAUCACUGAAAGUAACACCGAAAACAAAAAAUUAAAUCCAACAGAAGCAGGAAAUUAUUAUGUUACAACAUGUUUAUUCAAUGGAAUUCAAGGUGUUGUUGUCAAUAUAGACAAAGGUGAUCAAACAAAACUUCUUAUUUCUAUUUCUGGAUUCAAUGGCACAAAAGCAACUCACACAGUUUAUUCUUAUCAAGGAAGUUGUGUUAUCUAUCGAACAUGUGCCACAAAAUCUUUACCAACAGGAUAUGGUAGUGAAGGAGGAUUUUUAUAUUCAAAAAUAUCAGAAUCAAAUCCAAACAACAAAAACAUUUUUCAAGAUUCAACAGUCUUUGAUUGUGGAGAUUCAAUAAAUGUAGGAUAUUCAACUAAUUAUUUAGAAUACGGAAAUGUUAGUUAUUCACGAAAUAACAUAACAAAUAACAAAUGUAUUCAAGAUGUUUCACUUCAAAUAGUUUCAAAACAGAAAUAUAACAUCAGUCAAUCAUCUUUCAUUGAUAACAAAGCAAACGAAGGAUGCUUUUGUACUGGUUCUAGUGGUCCACAUCAAUUUUAUUUAUGUAAUAUCAUUAGAAACAAUGCUAAUAAUCAAUGUUUUUGGUUAUCAUCAGCAACAGUUACAUUUGAAUCUUGUUCAAUCAAAAAUAAUAAUUGUACACAAACAUUUUAUUUUUUACACUAUUAUUCAUGUUCAGCUACAAUCAUUAAUAGUGAUUAUGAUGGACGAGCAGGAGGUUUAACAAUAACAAAUUCAAUCAACAAUUACUACAACGAAUUACCACAUCUUUCUACAAGACUUUGUGAAGCAGUAAAUAAAAUUGAAAAUAAAUUUGAAGAAGAAAAUGACAUAAAAAAAUUAAACAAUUUGAAAAAUUAUUGCAUCUCUGUAAAUUUUUAUGAAUACCGAUGCCACAACAUUCUUGAUAUAUCUCAUAUUUCAUCAUUUUCAAUUUGGUCAUUAAAUAAAUAA